AUGGGGAAACAAUUGACGGACCAAAUACUGGAUUAUUUGGAAGAGCACGGCAAAGUGAAUUCCCUUCGAUUGUCCGAAAUUUUUCAAGAGAAUCAUCAAAAAGUGAUUGGUGCUAUCAAAAGUCUGGAAGCAGUGGGCGAUCUGAUCGCUACUGAACAAAUUACUGACAAGAAGUGGGAAUUAACGUCGGAAGGCCAGCACGUAUUGAGUCAUGGUAGCCACGAAGCAGCAGUUUACAAUGCUGUCCCAGAAACUGGUGUACCUCAGCCUGAAAUCAUGCAGUCGGUUCCAUAUGCGAAAAUCGGAUUUUCCAAGGCACUGCAGGCCGGUUGGAUAGCAAUCGAUAAGAGCUCUGGUACACCUAUAGUGAGGAAGAAAGUUGGUUCUAUAACGGAUGUUACGCAGAACGAUUUAAAAAGCCUUGGACACUUGUCUGACCGCCUUAGAAAUGAUUACAAGAAAAGAAAAUUGAUACAAGAAAUAGUCGUUAAAUACGUACAGCUGGACAGGGGUCCGAGUUUUACGACGAAACUCGAAAAGCAGGAGACAGAAUUGACCGCGGAUUUAUUAGUGAACGGGGCAUGGAAAGAUAAAAAGUUUAAGCCGUAUAACUUUGCAGCUCGCGGUGCCACUCUUGAAGUGGGUCACUUGCAUCCGCUGCUAAAAGUUAGAACCGAAUUUCGGAAGAUCUUUCUUGAAAUGGGAUUCACCGAGAUGCCGACGAACAAUUUCGUAGAGAGUUCUUUCUGGAAUUUCGAUGCGUUGUUUCAACCUCAGCAGCAUCCAGCAAGAGACGCGCACGAUACUUUUUUCAUAUCUGAUCCGGCUAGAAGCACGAACUUUCCAAUGGACUACCUGGAGAAGGUGAAAAAGGUUCAUAGCGUCGGAGCGUAUGGAUCGUUGGGCUAUCGUUAUGAAUGGAGGAUCGAAGAGGCGCAGAAGAACAUUCUUCGCACUCAUACGACCGCUGUCAGCGCGCGAAUGCUUUACGAACUUAUGCAACAAGGUGAAUUCAAGCCCGUGAAAUACUUUAGUAUCGACCGAGUGUUUCGCAAUGAGACUUUGGAUGCCACGCAUCUAGCCGAAUUUCACCAAAUCGAAGGUGUAGUCGCUGACUACGAUCUGACGUUGGGCGACUUGAUAGGAAUUUUAUACGAGUUCUUCAAGAAGCUUGGUAUAACGAAGCUUCGGUUCAAGCCCGCGUACAAUCCGUACACCGAGCCGAGUAUGGAGAUCUUUUGUUACCACGAGGGGUUGAAGAAGUGGAUAGAAAUAGGUAACAGCGGAAUGUUUCGGCCGGAAAUGUUGUUGCCGAUGGGAUUACCGGAAAACGUGAACGUGAUAGCUUGGGGAUUGUCUUUGGAAAGGCCAACCAUGAUCAAAUAUGGACUGAACAAUAUACGAGAUUUGGUUGGACCACGAGUGGAUCUGGAAAUGGUCUAUAAUAAUCCUAUUUGUCGCUUAAACAAGUGUACUCCUAACAGGACGAGUCCUAAUUCUCCUCGUAAAAAGGAGCUCGCAAGAGAAAAACGUGAAUCGGACGAACGCGAAAAUAAAUUUUGUACGGUCAAACGCACCGGGCAAGUGGAGAAGCAAAAGUUGAUCGUGUUUUGCGAUCCAAAACAUCCGGUGAAAUUUAUAGAACAGUUCGUACGUCACGUAAAGCCGUACGUCAAUAUUCACGUGACGUCUCAUGUUCAUUGCAACGUGCGAUAUUUUCCCCGGGGCAUGUCGAAUUUUUGCGCGGAGUAUCGGGACCUAGAUCAAAAUGCUGACAUACGGUUAACGAUAAUUUGGAAGGAAAUCGGUAUCGAUCCUAUAAUGCAGUUGCCAGGGAUGCACGAAAUAAUGGGCGAGGUGAAUAUAGCACGAUAUCUGAAUCGUUUAAUCGAACAUUGUUAUCCGCACCUGUUGCGUUACGAGAGCAAGGGCGCGUUGUACGCGAACGAAAUCGACAAUUAUCUGGAAAUGCUGCACAGUUUUUUGCACGAUAACACGUGCCAAGGUAUACAUAAAAAAUCACGUUACGCGAUGGGCGAGGAUAUCUCCAUCGUUGACAUCUUACUGGAAUCCUUGGAGAAAUGUAAGUCACGGAACGAACGCGACGACUGAAUUUUAACAUUUAAUUUCGAUUAAAUUAAACCUCCUGAAUCAUA
Molecule: messenger RNA, 2156 nt
Organism: Ceratina calcarata
Lineage: Eukaryota; Metazoa; Arthropoda; Insecta; Hymenoptera; Apidae
Gene: alpha-PheRS
Product: phenylalanine--tRNA ligase alpha subunit
Exons: 8
Coding region: 1-2112 (703 amino acids)
Biological process (GO): phenylalanyl-tRNA aminoacylation
Cellular component (GO): phenylalanine-tRNA ligase complex; cytosol; cytoplasm
Molecular function (GO): phenylalanine-tRNA ligase activity; ATP binding; tRNA binding
Source: RefSeq, a predicted model, not a curated record